AAUUCCAGUUGAUAUGAUGCUUAGAUAAGUGAUAUAUUUAAAUAAAUGAUAUCGAUAUAUUGUAUCAGUUUAAUUUUUUCAUUUGGUCAAAUUUAUUCCAAGAUUAAAGAUUCUAAAACGCAUUUUAGCCAUGAAGGGGUACGUUUUACCUCUACUAGUAAUCUCAGUAACGAAUCUACUGGGCGUUCGAGGAUUUAAUUUAAGCAACUAUAGACUUCCAACGAAUACUUACCCUGUUGAAUAUUACCUAACAUUGGAUUUAACCAAACCUGAAUUGGAUACUUAUCAUGCUCAGAGUUGGAUUGUUAUGAAUGUUACAGAAGAAGAUACGUACGACUUCACAUUUAGUGUGAAUCCAGAAUACGUCAAUCUUACCAGCUUGGAACUAGAGGCAUACACGGUUACUUUUAUUUGCCAUUUAGCAGAAUCCAAUAACGUUACUCAACUUAUGGGUGUGAGUUGUAUGUAUGAUAUGUUUGAAAAUGACACCACUUCAAUAGUAAUGAACUACCGAGCAAACUACUCCACAGAUGAACCACGCGGGUUAAUCAAGAAAAAUUUUACUAUCAAUGAUACAGACAAUUGGGUAAUCUACACUCAAUUUGAACCGACUAGUUUCAGAAAAGUAUUUCCCUCAUUCGACGAACCUUCAUUUAAAGCACCAAUGAGGCUUUUUGUUGAACAUCACCUGAAUUUGACGGUUAUUAGUAACAUGGAAGCUCUGGAUACAUUUCAAACGAACCAUUUUUUGCAAAGUACCAGUUUUAAGGACACGCCUAAAAUGUCUACAUAUUUACUAGCCGUAGUCGCUGGACCAAAUGAUACUUGGAGCGAAUACUAUAGCCCACAAAAUGAAAAUCAUAGUUUUUCGAUAUUUGCUCAGAAGAUUUUUGAGGAAAAUCUUUCUGUUGCCAUGGAAAAUGGUCCGAAGCUACUGGAUCUAAUAGGCACCUGGACUGGAUUGCCAUAUGAAUCUUUAGGUAAUCCUAAAAUGACCUUUGCAGCCUUGCCUGGACCCGGAGGUGCCAUGGAAAACUGGGGGUUGGUGGUCUUUGCAGAACAAAUAAUAAUAGACGAAGGCUCUAAAACAACAGAAAAGACUCUAGAAUCCUCACUAAAAAUCAUGGCCCAUGAGCUGUCUCACCAAUGGUUUGGUGAUUACGUUACCCUAAACUGGUGGUCGGAAUUAUGGCUUAAUGAAGGUUUCGCCACGUAUUUCCAAUAUUAUUUUGGUCACUUGCUAUCAGAAGACUUAGGUCUUGAUAAAACAUUCGUAAUUGAAAAUUUACAAACUGCUCUUGAAGCAGAUGGUGCUGAUACAAUACCUUUAUCUAAUGAUGAUGCAAAUGUUAAUAGUGAACAGGAAGCUACUGAUGGUCUAAACAAGUAUUCUAAAAUAACUUAUGCUAAAGGUGCAUCAAUUUUAAGAAUGAUCCGGUAUACAUUGGGAGAUGACGUGUUUCAGAAAGCUAUUCAAAACUAUUUGCAAGAACAUGCCUUAGGUAAUGUCAGGGCAUCAGAUUUUAUUCAGCAGCUACAGAGUGCGCUCAGUACAGAUACUCAACAACCUGAUCUCUCGACAUACUUACAUGCCUGGAUAUAUCAGCCAGGCUAUCCAGUUUUAAAAACUAGUUUUUCUAGUGACGAAUCCGAAAAUGUUACUAUCACCAUAAAUGCGUAUAAGUUUAAUACAACAGAAGAGUCAAUAUGGUAUAUACCAUUUACUUAUGUUUCAUCAGACAAUCCAGAAAAAGUAGAAACAGUUUGGAUAGAACCUGGAAAAUCGUUUAAUUAUACCUUAACCAGUUCCGCUAACUCAUGGUCUGUUAUUAAUCCUGACGCUAGAGGUUUUUAUAGGGUGGAAUAUGAUUCAGAAUCAGUAUCAAGAAUAAUCAAUGUUCUAAAUAACUCUUUGACUUAUGCAAAUAUUUCGGUUUUGAGCAGGGCUCAGAUUUUGGAUGAUAUAUUUGCAUUCGCAAUUGUAAAUAAUGGGACAUAUGAAACUGCCCUUUCAGUAGGCUCUUAUCUUCGAUAUGAAACGGAUUAUCAUCCUUGGUACGUGUUUUUGAAUGAAAUAGAGCUGCUUUUGGAUACUGUUCAAGAUACUGAUCAAAUAGAAUACAUUAAGACUGAAGUGCUCGCUUUAGUUGAAUCCCAGUUAGUAAUUCCACAAGGCCAGAGCUCGAAAAAUUUAAGUCACACUGAAAUUUUAAAGCGCAACUUGCUUUUACACUGGGCAUGUAAAUUAAAUCAAAGUGACGCAAUCGAAUAUGUAAAGGGCCAAUAUUCGAGCUUUAAAAACAAUACCGAUAGCAUUGAUACCGAUUUCCGUGACGUAAUUAUUUGCCAUGGUAUUGUAAACAGCGAUAAUUCAACAGAGGAGAUGAAUGAGAUGGUAGAAUUAUUCCAAGCUACUGUAAACCCACAAAAGAAGUAUGAUGUGGUAAAAGGAUUGACUUGCGCAGAAAAUGGACACCUAUUUGCUAGUUAUUUAAAAUCAGCCUCAGCAGAGAAUCUUCCAAUAGGAAAACAGUUUUGGGCUGAUACCGUGCAUGCAUUAAAAGAAAGGUGCGCCAAGGACUCACUGUCAUCUCUAUCUUGCUUAGAUUUGUAUAAACUGUAGAUAAACUUGUAAUUAAAUUAAAAUAAAUGUAAUUGAGUUUUA
This is a messenger RNA of Anthonomus grandis grandis, 2665 nucleotides long. Its product is annotated as membrane alanyl aminopeptidase-like. Gene Ontology annotation, cellular component: cytoplasm. Gene Ontology annotation, molecular function: peptide binding; metalloaminopeptidase activity; zinc ion binding. Gene Ontology annotation, biological process: proteolysis; peptide catabolic process. Lineage: Eukaryota; Metazoa; Arthropoda; Insecta; Coleoptera; Curculionidae. The record is from RefSeq and is a predicted model, not a curated record. Bases 131 to 2623 code for a protein of 830 amino acids. The transcript has 16 exons.